AUGUUGACAACAAAUCUUUCAUAUUUGCUUCUUGCAUCAUCCACCUUCAUAUUCAAUGUUUCUGCCGGUCGUUUUGAUAUCCGAAAGAGAAACUUGUAUAGUGUUCAAAAAAAUGUCAUCGUCACCGAACAGGUGGACGUAAUUAAGUUCCCUGACGGAUCUAUUUCGACAGGUCGCGCUGUCCCUGUCGAAACAGUUAGCUAUCUCGAUAAAGCCACUUCCGUUAACAACGCGCCUCCAGCAACUUCAACUUCCCUACCGGUACAGCCGCAAGCGACCACUCCUCCAGCACCCUUCAAAGCCAAAGACACCGAACCUGAAGCUCCAGCUCCACCUCCACCUGUCAAUCCGCCCUCUCCCCCCACUGAAGACUCACCCAACAACGACGAUCCAGCUGAUACGAAUGAUGAGCCUGCAACUCCAGUAGCUCCUUCUCCUGAAGCUCCUGCCACACCUUCAACCCCACCCACCACCGAUCCGGAAAUUGAACCAACAACACCUGAGCCUCAACCAGCUCCACCAGUUGUCAACCCUCAGCCAGCUCCGCAAAACCCAAGCACACCUCCCGCGCACGAUGUCUCAAAGAAAUCUGGAAAGCGUGGACUUGCAUUCAACGAUGUAUCUAAACUAGCAGCAUUUUCAUCUUCAUCCAAAGUCUCCUGGGCUUACAAUUGGGGCAGCACCACUCCCAACCUCCCAAAUAAUUACGAAUACGUGCCCAUGCUCUGGGGUCUUGGUGAGCAUUCGGCGGGAUGGAAUCGCGCAGCUGAUAAAGCCAUUGCAUCUGGCUCCACCCAUCUUCUCGCUUUCAAUGAGCCAGACCUUGCUGCCCAAUCCUCCCUGAGUAUUCCCUUGGCUGUUGAUGGUUAUCGCUCACUAAUGCAACCAUACGCUGGAAAGGCUAAACUCGGAUCUCCGGCUGUGACCAACGGCGGCGCACCCAUGGGCCUCACAUACCUUCAAAACUUCAUCAGCUCGUGCUCAGGUUGCACUAUUGAUUUUGUCAACAUUCAUUGGUACAAUGGUGGAAAUGCUCAGGAUUUCAAGAAUUACGUUACAAAAGCACAUGCCGCAGGUGGAGGACGUCCGGUGUGGAUUACUGAAUUCGAAGCUUCGGGCGAUGUGGCGCAACAGCAAGCAUUCCUUAAUGACGUGCUCCCCUGGCUCGAUAGCCAGGACUACGUGGAGCGAUACGCAUACUUUAUGGCCGCAGACGGGAUUCUCAUUUCUUCGGGAACCACCCUGAGUCCAGUCGGUCAAGCAUUUGCCUCGUAG
Molecule: messenger RNA, 1275 nt
Organism: Blumeria graminis f. sp. triticale
Lineage: Eukaryota; Fungi; Ascomycota; Leotiomycetes; Helotiales; Erysiphaceae
Source: the annotation of a GenBank genome assembly